Messenger RNA from Triticum dicoccoides, 944 nucleotides. RefSeq lists its product as uncharacterized. The record is from RefSeq and is a predicted model, not a curated record. Lineage: Eukaryota; Viridiplantae; Streptophyta; Magnoliopsida; Poales; Poaceae. Bases 79 to 696 code for a protein of 205 amino acids. The transcript has a single exon.
CAGUCAGAGCAUCCCUCCUCUUCCGCAAUUUCGCGCCUCAAAGCUUGUUCUAGACGCUUCUAGAAUCUAGGCCGCGGCAUGGGCAACGGCCUCUCCCCUUGCCUGCGCGCCCCGGCCGUGCACGGCAAGGGAGCGGAGGCGAGGCUGGUGUUCUGGGGCGGGCAGACGAGGCUCGCCGCAGCUUCCGGCGGGCGGUUCACCACGGCAGGCGACGUCACGGCGGAGGCCCCCGACCACCUCGUCUGCUCCGGCGACUCCUUCUUCAUCGGCCUCCCGAUCCCGGCGCUGCCGCCGGGCGAGGAGCUGCUGGCGGGGCGGACCUACUUCGUGCUCCCCGCGGCCCGGUUCUCCAGCUGCCAGGCGCUCACCGCGGCCUCGCUCGCGUCGCUGUCGCCGGCCCCGACCAAGGUGUCCCUCGCCGGCGAGUCGUCCCCGUUCGAGUACGUCACCGGCGCCGACGGCAUGGCGCUCAUCAGGGUCCUCCCGGAGUUCAUCGAAAAGGUGAUCACGUCCGACGGUGGCGGCGACAAGAAGUGCGGCGCGGCGGCGCCGGAACAGCUGUGCAGCACGCCGGAGCUGAGGAAGCACUACAUGCAGCUGGUGGGGGCGAGGCAGCAGCGGCCGUGGUCGCCGGGGCUCGAGACGAUAUCGGAGGCCAGGAAGGGAAGAAGGAUGCCGACAUGCCGUCGUCGGUGAGGCUGGCCGGAAUUCAAGAUAACAUUAGCAGCCGCGCGUGCAUGGAUUGCCAGAUGUGGUGUCUUCUUUUUUAUUGGGCUCUCCAUCAAGAGAGAUGGAGUUUAGUGUUUCAGUCUCGCUUAAUUGUUCAUACUAGAGGAAGAGAGGCAAGCGUGCAAGAUAGUUCAGAAGGAGAUGGAUAGUUCUAGUUCACAAAAAUUGGAUGCAAAUGAAUGAAUGAGUUGACAUUGAUACUUUGCUGCAGUUCA